This is a messenger RNA of Knipowitschia caucasica, 867 nucleotides long. The record is from the annotation of a GenBank genome assembly. NCBI's taxonomy places the organism in Eukaryota, Metazoa, Chordata, Actinopteri, Gobiiformes, Gobiidae.
AUGUCAGGUGAGACAGGAGAAGACUGCCAAGGCAGAGUGGACAUGGACAGCGUGACCACUGUGGACAGUGCUGCUAGCACAAAGAACAUGACGGAGACGGAUACAGCCUGGAGAACUGGUCUGGAUCCAGACGAGGAGUAUAAAAUGAGCAGCAAACGACGAGGGCUUGCAAUUAUUUUUAAUCAAGAACACUUUUACUGGCGCCUGGGGAUGAACAUACGAUCUGGAACCAACGCUGACCGAUAUAAUUUAGAAAGAAGACUAAAAGCCUUAAACUUUGAUGUCAGGGUUUAUGAGAAUCACAAACAGAUGGAGAUCUUGGACAUACUUUGUGAAGCUGCAGAGUCCAAUCACUCAGAUGCAGACUGCUUUAUGCUCAUCUUUCUGAGCCAUGCCAUGUUCAAAGGUGACAAGUGCAAGAGUCUGGUUGGAAAACCUAAAAUCCUUAUAAUACAGGCGUGUCGUGGAGACAAACAUGACGUCCCCGUGAAGCCUUGUGACGCUGUGGACAAUGUGAUAAAGACCAAUGAGGUUGUGGUGGAUGCCAGUGCGGUCCACACGCUGCCUGCAGGGGCAGACUUCAUCAUGUGCUACUCUGUCGCUGAAGGUUAUUACUCCCAUCGAGAGACCAUCAAUGGAUCUUGGUAUAUUCAGGAUUUCUGUGAGCUGCUUCACAAGUAUGGAGAUUCUCUUGAGUUCACCGAGCUGCUCACACUAGUCAACAGGAAAGUGUCCAUGAGGAGCGUUGGUCACUCCAACGAUCGCACCGCCAUUGGGAAGAAGCAGGUGCCUUGUUUUGCGUCUAUGCUCACCAAAAAACUGUACUUUAGACCAACGCCUGCAGACAAGGAACCAGGAACCACAUAA